Oryza brachyantha (malo sina) is the source of this 727-nucleotide messenger RNA. RefSeq names its product auxin-responsive protein IAA20-like. The coding region runs from base 50 to 565 and encodes 171 amino acids. Gene Ontology annotation, molecular function: protein binding. The record is from RefSeq and is a predicted model, not a curated record. Gene Ontology annotation, biological process: regulation of DNA-templated transcription. Gene Ontology annotation, cellular component: nucleus. NCBI's taxonomy places the organism in Eukaryota, Viridiplantae, Streptophyta, Magnoliopsida, Poales, Poaceae. The transcript is spliced from 4 exons.
GGAUGUACGAUAUCGUGGCGGGGAGCGAGUUCGUUACUGCUGGAGGCGGAUGGAGCUGGAGCUCGGGCUCGCGCUGCCGUCGCCCGGCCCGGCGGAGCUUGACCUCCUCAACAGCGCGCCGGGGUCCUGCGGCAAGAGGGGCUUCGAGCGCGCGCUCGAGGACGACGACGACGGUGGUGGCAAUGGCGGCGGCGACAGCGAUUCCGACGGCGAAAUGGGCAACAAGAGGAGGAAGCUGGUGGGGUGGCCGCCGGUGAAGUGCUUGCACCGGCGUCUCGACGGCGGCGGCGGCGGAGGAUACGUGAAGGUGAAGAUGGAAGGGGUGGCGAUCGGGAGGAAGGUGGACUUGUCCCUCCAUGGCUCGUACGCCGAGCUGCUCGACACGCUCCACCGCAUGUUCCCCUCCACUAACCAAGAGGAUGAUGGCGACGACCGUCGACGUCAUCCACACGCUGUCACCUACGAGGACGGGGAAGGAGAUUGGAUGCUGGUCGGAGACGUGCCAUGGGAGGCCUUUGCCAAGUCAGUGAAACGGCUCAAGAUACUGGUGCAGUGCAAUAACUGACUGCAAGCCACUAGUACUAGUCUUCACUACUUCGAAUAAAAUUGUAAGUGAACAAAUCAUCUUGUUCACACUCUCUCCAUAAAUUAUGUGUACUGGGAUCGAUCCAGUAUUUCGCAAUUCCAUAAGCUUGAUGAAUGGAAAUUAAGCUCGUAGCUGUUGUCA